Molecule: messenger RNA, 1762 nt
Organism: Daldinia decipiens
Lineage: Eukaryota; Fungi; Ascomycota; Sordariomycetes; Xylariales; Hypoxylaceae
Exons: 2
Coding region: 329-1117 (262 amino acids)
Source: RefSeq, a predicted model, not a curated record
GUAGUGUCUUAGCCAAGCUGAAUGUGAGUAGGUACAUAUCCUGUCCCAUUGUUUCUAGGCGGCCUUUCAGAACAUUCUGAUUAUUCCCCAGAACAGGACGUUUCACUAGUUACACGCGGCUAACAGCUUCUAGAAACCCCAUAGUCCUGCUAGCUAGGGCUGAAUGAUAUAAGUUUGAGCGUAAGUCUCAUGAAACGUCUUAGAUGAACCCGCUCUUCACCUCACCAGUUCCAUAUCUUAUUCCCCACGUAAGGAUAUUCGUCUUACGAGAACUCCUUAGCUGUUUAAGCAGAAUACUACUUUCACUUACAAGUCAUUCAUCCUCAACAUGGCCAUCCAAGACCGCUUAGAGUACGUCCAACCCUCUGGAAUGACCACAAGUCUUGGAAUCCAGCAUGAGAAACGCCGUCCGCUGCCGGCAUUCCAACCAAAGUCCGAACGGAACCUACAACGGCAAGGUCGAGGUCGUAAACCAAGACUAUCCACCACGCUCCCGGUAUCAGCGAAUCGAUUCUCGAAAAGAACCCUACGUCAAUACCUCAACACCAUUACCGUUCCACUCCCACUGUCCAAGGGUCUCUGCCACCUCGAGAUCCUCCCCCAGGAUAUCAUCAACCAAAUCAGCCAGUACAUCCCGUACGAAAACCUGAUCUACCUCUCCUGGGCAUCGAAGGCCCUUAACAAAAUGGUCGACCCGCUCCUGGCACCCCACGACACGAAGCUCUCGUUUGUGCUGCGCGCCGAGCGCGACUUCUACCGGCACUACAACAGCAGGCCGUCCAACCUCGGCUGCUUCAUGUGCUACAAAAUCCUGCCUGCGAGCGUCUUCGCCGUCGACCAGCCGCUGCAAGCGGAACUGCGCACCUCGGCAGUCGAGGGGCCGGUGACGGUGAAUCUGCGGCGGUUCUGCAUCGGCUGCGGCAUCAAGUCCGGCUUGCACAAGCCGGGAGACGAGCUGGUCACGCGCAUCGACAACCGGUUCUGGAUCUGCGACUGCUCGUAUGUCCACGGCGAAAAAACGCUCGUCUGUCGGAGCUGCGGCGUCAUGUGCUACCUCAGGCUGAGGAGGACGAAGCCCGCGCCGUUGUUGAAGUCGGCGAUGGGAUAUUGGAACUAGGACGUUUAUGGCGCGGUAAGGGGGGGAACUGUGCACAGUUUAUUAAUUCGUGCUGGAGAUGAGAUUCGAUCCAGUCUUUUCUCUGCCCAUUACUGAUCUCUAGUUCCCGGGCCUAUGAGAGCAAAUCUGGGUCAUAGAUAUAUACUUGGCCAGAUAGAGGAUAAAGUGAGGAUAUUUGUCCAGGAUCGCUGUUAAUAUUAAUAUUAUGUAAGCUUUGAUGCUCCAGGUGGUUUUUUUUUAGUUAGCGAUUGGCAUGCCGACGGGAUGGGUGGCAAUAAGUGUGUUUACUGCAAAGGGGGUGAGAAAAUGUGCUUUAUUUGGAUAUCCAAUAGGAGGCUGUUACACCCGGGUACCGUUUCUUUUUGUACAGUAACUACCUACCUACAUAGUGGGAAAUAAUCAUUUACUUUGUGUUGCAUUUCCGGUCAGCCGCACCUGUGAUUCUGUAGCUGAAGAUGACUUGACAGUGAUCUACAUCUGUGGCGUUAAUAUCAACCCCUGAGCUUGACCAAAGCGUGUUUAUGUGCAGAUAGGCACGCGACUUCUUGUCACUUUCAGCCACGUAUCUAGCCUCCUCCAGGCAUUAAUAAGAAGAAGGAUUCUAAGUAAAGUUAGGAAGGCCUAAAACAUUGUAGUUUAAAGCAU